Molecule: messenger RNA, 543 nt
Organism: Paramecium pentaurelia
Lineage: Eukaryota; Ciliophora; Oligohymenophorea; Peniculida; Parameciidae
Source: the annotation of a GenBank genome assembly
AUGAAUGAGAAAAUAAUAAGGCCUAACACAAGGAUAAAUAACAGAAAUAGGAUAAUAGAUAAAAUUUUCAGUUAAAAAUAAAAGAAUUCUUUCAAUAGUGUUAAUUAUAAGAGUUAUGUUUAAAAUAUGCUAUAGCAAAUAAAAUUAAAAGAAGAAGUUAGAAAUCAAAGCUCAAAUUUAUAUGAUUCAAAAUAUACUUGGAUUUCCAAAAUAUCUCCAUAGCCAAGACGUAAAUAAUGUGUCCCUUAAAAUCUCAGACUUGAAACUUUAAGAAAUACAUAAAGAGUAAUAAUCAAGAAGAAAUCAUAUGAUGAGGAUAAAAAUUAUAAACAAUAAUUUAGUUUAAAUUCAAAUACUAGAUUUACUACCAUUCCAAAUCGGUUAGACUCAAAAUAAACAAUUAUAGUAUCACCUAUCCUGAUCAAAGAUACUGUUCCUGUGAAAGAAUAGUUAAUAUUAGGAGAUUAAUCACGUCUCUUUGAUUUUAAUAACUUUAGUAAAUUUUCUAGUUGGUCUAGAAAAUCAUCAAAAAGCAUAAUAUGA